This is a messenger RNA of Haemorhous mexicanus (house finch), 2431 nucleotides long. It is a transcript of the gene LRGUK, whose product is annotated as leucine rich repeats and guanylate kinase domain containing. NCBI's taxonomy places the organism in Eukaryota, Metazoa, Chordata, Aves, Passeriformes, Fringillidae. The record is from RefSeq and is a predicted model, not a curated record. The transcript has 18 exons. Gene Ontology annotation, molecular function: GMP kinase activity; protein binding. Gene Ontology annotation, cellular component: cytosol.
AAAUGGCGGUGGCCGGGCCUUAGCGGGGAUGGCGCCGAUAGCGGAGCUUCCUCCGGCUCCGCCGUCCUUAGCCCAGCUCAUGUCGGGCGGCGAGGAGAACGGGCUAGAGAGCAUCCUCGGAGGGCCGCUCCCCCCUCCUGAAGUGCCGCCGCAGGCCCUCGCUGCGGGCUUCUCCGCGGAGCCGCCCCUGCCCCAGCAUGGGCAGCAGGAGGAGGGCGAGGAGGUAGAGUCGGAGCGCUCGGAGGAUCACCUGGAGGGGGUGUUGGAUGCAGACACCGCUGCUGAGGGGCUCCACACCUUCGGCUGCUCAGCCCCUGGCACUGAGUAUGUUUAUCUUCACCUCUCGCUUCCCGGCCGCCAGCUGCGGGACAUCAGCCUCCUCUCCAGCUACACCCACCUGCAGAAGAUGGACCUGUCCUGCAACGAAAUCAGCGAUCUUUCCUGUGUCAGCCACAUGCCGUAUUUGGUAGAGCUGAAUGCUUCCAACAACCUACUGACCUCCUAUUUCAACUUCAAAGCGCCCAAAAACCUCAGGGAAGUGGAUUUUUCACACAAUCAAAUCCCAAAAAUGAAGGAUUUAUCAGAGUACCACUCGCUGACCACGCUCCUGCUGGAUUUCAAUGAGAUUGAGGAGAUCCGGGGGCUGGAGGGCUGUCCCAGCCUGGCCCAGCUGGGGCUGUCCCACAACCGGCUCACGGCCGUCGGCGGCCUGCGGGACCUGCCCGUCCGCCAGCUCAACCUGAGCUUUAACCAGAUUGAGAAGGUGGAUGGGCUGAAGAGCUUGAAAAAUCUGCAGAGGGUGGAUCUGUCCAACAAUAAAAUAAACAGUCUGCAAGGCUUGGAGGAGCAUGACCUGCUGGAGGAGAUCAACCUAGAGGAUAACCAGGUGGCUGAGCUGAGCGAGCUGAAGUGGAUUGAAGAUCUGCCCCUCCUCAGGGUUUUAAAUCUUCUAAAAAACCCUCUACAGGAAAAAGGCAGUUAUUGGCUCUCUGCAAUUUUCAUGUUGCUCCAAGUCACGGAUCUGGAUCUCAAAAAGGUCACGGUGGAAGAAAAGGUGGCUGCUGUGAACCAAGAGGCCCCUCCUCCAGAAGUCGUGGCUGCUGAAGACCACAGGACUCAUCUUCUGUACCACUCUCUGCAGCCCCAGAGCGUCCUGAACAGCACUUUGGCCUCUUGUGACGAGCCCUACCCCAUGCUGGUGUUGCUGGGCCCCGUGGCCGGGGGCAGGAGGCAGCUGUCUCUCAAAAUCUGCAGAGAAUUCAAAGGUUUCUUCAGGUUUGGGCCCUGCCACACCACCAGGAAAGCUUAUUUUGGGGAAGAGAACAAAUUUGAUUAUUAUUUCAUUUCUCAAGAAGAAUUUGACAAAAUGGUGAAAGCAGGGAAAUUCCUGACAACCUACAAAUACAGCGGGCACAGCUACGGGCUGGCACGAGACACCUUGGAGUCCAUAGCCAGGGAGGGGCUGGGCACCUGUGCCCACAUGGAAAUCGAGGGCGUCCGUAGCUUGAAGAACACCCACUUCAAACCCAGGUGCGUGCUGCUGGUGCCGAUGGACAAGGUGAAGUACAGGGAGCACCUGAGGAGGACAGGAUUGUUCAGCAGGCCAGAGAUUGAGGAGGCAGUGAGCAGGGUGGACAUGUACCUCCAGGUCAGCCAGGACUGCCCUGGCUUCUUCGAUGCCAUCAUCAACACAGAUGAGGUGGAUGAGGCACUCUCAGAGCUGACUCUCCUUGUCAAGGUCUACAUGGGCAAGGAGCCUCCUGACGUUCUGGAGAACCUUAAAGGCCUCAGUGGCCUGGCAGGUUCCAGGAAUCUGCUCUUCCCAGAGGAAAGGCCGGCUCCAUCCUAUGGUGACCUCUUGCACAUUUCCACCCAUAACUAUCCCCGGGACCUGCUGGAGAUGCUGACGGCAACCCCGGGCUCCCUGGAAGAAGCCUCUCUGCAGAGACGAUUCUCUGCAGCACGCAAGGUGCUGCUGGCCCACAGGUAACCUGGGCACUUCCUGCAAUUCCAGUCAUUCCCACUCAAACCCACCGAUGCCCCGGCCCGUGCCACCCAUGUCCUCGGGCUCCAGGACCACCUCACAGAGCAGGUGAGCUCACCUGGGCUGGGCGGGGCUAAUGACACCUUCAUCAUCAUCCUCAUCAUCAUCAUCAUCAUCCUUAUAGACCUGGGGGUGCAGGGUAAUUACACCUUUAUCAUCAUCAUCAUCCUCAUCAUCAUCAUCAUCAUCCUUAUAGACCUGGGGGUGCAGGGUAAUUACACCUUUAUCAUCAUCAUCAUUAUCAUCAUCAUCAUCAUCCUCAUGAACCAAUUAAACCUUCAUCAUCAUCAUCCUCAUGGACCAAUUAAACCUUCAUCAUCAUCAUCCUCAUGGACCUGGGGGUGCAGGGUAAUUAAGCCAUCAUCAUCAUCAUCAUCAUCCUCAUGA